This is a messenger RNA of Hypomesus transpacificus, 3143 nucleotides long. RefSeq names its product SRY-box transcription factor 1b (gene sox1b). Gene Ontology annotation, biological process: anatomical structure morphogenesis; regulation of DNA-templated transcription; cell differentiation. Lineage: Eukaryota; Metazoa; Chordata; Actinopteri; Osmeriformes; Osmeridae. The coding region runs from base 272 to 1300 and encodes 342 amino acids. The transcript has a single exon. The record is from RefSeq and is a predicted model, not a curated record. Gene Ontology annotation, molecular function: DNA-binding transcription factor activity, RNA polymerase II-specific; RNA polymerase II cis-regulatory region sequence-specific DNA binding.
UAACUUUACUACUACAGCCACAGAAAGUAUAGCUCAAAGAGACUUUUCAUCGAACUGGAAGUGGAAAAACAAGUGAGGAGAAAAAUAGUGCCAAAGACGCUGUGGAAGUUUAUCGAAGUAGCCUAUCUUUGUCACUUUGGAUUGUAACUACGUUUUUACCGUGCUCUUUUUCCGUGGGAGGUUUGCUGUGCGCAACUGUGCCAGCCGAGCCGGACGGAGGUGCCGUGACUGAAUGUUUCUGUGUAUUUGUUGAAAAGUUAACGCCGGGUGAAUGUAUAGCAUGAUGAUGGAGACUGACCUGCACUCCCCAGUGCCCCAAACGAACACAAAUUCGGGGCACACGGGAUCAAGCAAUGGUAACAAAGUCAAUCAAGACCGUGUGAAGAGACCGAUGAACGCAUUCAUGGUUUGGUCUCGGGGCCAGCGACGUAAGAUGGCACAAGAGAACCCCAAAAUGCACAACUCUGAGAUCAGCAAGAGGCUGGGCGCUGAGUGGAAAGUGAUGUCCGAGGCAGAAAAGAGACCCUUUAUCGACGAAGCGAAGCGCCUGCGAGCCAUGCACAUGAAGGAGCAUCCGGAUUAUAAGUACCGACCGAGAAGGAAGACCAAGACGCUGUUGAAAAAGGACAAGUACUCUUUGGCUGGUGGGCUGCUUACAGGGGCAGGUAAUGGUACCGGUGUCGGCCUAGGGGUCGGGAUGAGUCCGGGGGUCGGACAAAGGUUGGAAAGCCCCGGGAGUCACGGUGGCGGAGCAGCCGCCAGCUACGCACACAUGAACGGCUGGGCGAACGGUGCAUACUCGGGCCAGGUGGCUGCCGCAGCCGCCGCUGCGGCGAUGAUGCAGGAAGCUCAACUAGCCUACAGCCAGCACCCGGGGAGCGGGGCGCACCACCCCCACUCACACCACCAUCACCCGCACAAUCCCCAGCCCAUGCACCGCUACGACAUGACCGCUCUCCAGUACAGCCCCAUUUCGAACUCUCAGAGUUACAUGAGCGCCUCUCCGUCCGGCUACGGCGGGAUAACCUACACACAGCACCAGAGUUCUGGCGUCUCCUCGUCUGGAUCAAUCGGUACACUGGGGUCGCUGGUAAAAUCAGAACCAAGUGUAAGCCCUCCCGUUUCCACUCAUUCGCGCGCACCGUGUCCUGGGGACUUGAGGGACAUGAUAAGCAUGUAUUUACCGACUGGGGAAGCUGCUGGUGACCCGUCCGUUCAAAGUAGACUUCACGCGCUGCCACAGCACUAUCAGAGCUCCACGACAGGGGUAAAUGGAACAGUUCCUUUGACACAUAUUUAAAAAUAACAAUGUGCGACUGAAGCACAAAGAAAUAACGUUACCAAAUAUUUAUCCAUUUUAGAUUGUUGCUAGGCCUACUUGUUUUGUAGGCUUGUAAAUUGAAGACAAACAAUAAUCUUCAAAAUUACAAUUAGGCAAAGGGAAGUUUUCAGUGGGGUAGGCUAUUGUCUGUUCAAGUUUGAGAGGCAAGUAAGCUGUAUUUGUUGUGCUUACUCUCCAACUAAAAGGCAUGCCAAGUUUGAGACGAUUUAGGUUAUCUUGUGAAGGCUGGUGAUUUUGAAGUAUUUUUUGGUUUUCUGUGAGAAUAUAACCGUUUUUGGAAACAAGGAAAUUUACACGAGAUAAUCUUGUGGUUAGAAUUAAUUUGGAAAGUGUUUUAAAAAGUUUAUAAGACUUCAAUUAAUUUCACGUUUUCUCUUGUUUGUAAACACGUGCGUUGCUGUAACUGAACAAUUUGUUUUUGUUGUUGUAAAAAAAACUGUAAAUUGUGAAUAAAUACUAGAGGAAAUUGAUAACAACUGUACAUAACUUAAUGCAUUUCUGUCAGGAAGAAAACCUUUUCGUUGAGUUAAAUAAAUUUCUCAGAUGUUGCACUGGUUAUGAAAACAGGAUUUAUUUUUUUAUUGUGUGUGGCCUUCCUGCCAUUAUUUUAUUCUAUGUAGCCCAUAGUGUCCAGUUGUUUUGUAUCUCUUUUUAUCAACAUUUUUCGCAGAUACUGCAUUUUCUCAGACAGGGAAGUUGGCUGCAGCUAGUCUUAUCAAGUAGGCCUCAUGUCAAAAACUAAAUCGUAGUAAAUUGCUCUGUGACCCAAAAUGAGGAAAGGCGCAAGGCAAUAUGCGUAAAGACGGAUGAAUUAAUAAUGAUUGACGAAUACUAGGGUGAUUGUUUGACUUGUCUGUCGGCGUGGCAUGAACACCAAAAUUGUAUCAAAGUUCUUUAAGGAUUUUAAUAUUACUUAAAAUUAGUAUGAUAAUAUGUUCAUGGCUCUGACCUCUAAAACGUGUGUUUUCAUUACAGGUCUCGAUGUCUGUGUAUAUUUAACCUUAUCAGUGUAAAACUGUAGCACAAAAUUAGUCAGUUGAAAAUCAGCUGAUCAAAAACGUAUCAAAAGUUCAUGCAAAUUAUAACGUAUGUGGCUGUUUUAUGUGAUUUAUUAAUACUUUUUUUUGUUUUUAGUACGAAAAGAAAAGGACGACGAUGUGGUAGUCGCGAUGAGAGGGGAGCAGGACAGGUUCGCAAGCACACACCUGUUGAGUUGUGACCGAUCUGGCGCGAAAGGAACUUUAUCUCGUUCGAAUCAUGUUCUGACUUUAUUUCCGAACGGGCUCACAUUCAAUCCUUUAUCUGCUUGAAAAGACAGAAGAUACUCAAGCAUAGGAACGAAUGCCAGAAUAUAUUACCUUUACUGCAUUUAACUUGUCUUGUUGAAUUCGUUUCAUGUCAAAAUUUACUUUUGAUAGUUUCUGGAUUGUUCCAUAAAUCCUUUGUGGCAAAAAUCUCCCCUUGCGUUUAUGUGAAAAAGAAUGUUCUAAACCUGUUUUAAGCCUCAAUUUUUGUUAUGUGUUGAUAAAAAUAGGAUUUUAGAUUUUUUCUUUCAGAUUACUCUAUUUUCAAUUAGCCCUCUUGAAGUUUUAUUUCCUCGAGUUAAUAUGAUACCAGCUAUUUGUCAAUGAAAAGUAAAAUGUGUCAUUAUAUAGGCCUGUAUUUGAUUUUAAGAUAAAUAACAAUCUCAAAUAGCAUAUGAUAUUACUGAAUGAGAUUUCCUACAUGCAAACUCGUUCAUAUUUGAUUUGUCUGAAAUGACCUGUUUUCAAGAAGGGAAAUAAAUAUACUCUGACAAUAA